Molecule: messenger RNA, 1288 nt
Organism: Macaca mulatta (Rhesus monkey)
Lineage: Eukaryota; Metazoa; Chordata; Mammalia; Primates; Cercopithecidae
Product: putative protein SSX9
Biological process (GO): regulation of DNA-templated transcription
Cellular component (GO): nucleus
Source: RefSeq, a predicted model, not a curated record
CUGCUCCUGGUGCCAUGAAUGGAGAUGAUGCCUUUGCAAGGAGACCUAGGGUUGGUGCUCAAAUACCAGAGAAGAUACAAAAGCAUCCCUGGAGACAAGUCUGUGACAGUGCACUCUAUUUGGUGACUCUUAUUCCAUUCUACAAGGUGGGACGAGAGCCAGCCAGCAGCAUUAAAGCUCUACUGUGUGGCAGGGGAGAAGCUAGGGCCUUCGAUGAUAUUGCCAAAUACUUCCCUAAGAAAGAGUGGGAAAAGAUGAAAACCUCAGAGAAAAUCAUCUAUGUGUAUAAGAAGAGAAAGUAUGAGGCCAUGAAUAAACUAGGUUUCAAGGCCACCCUCCCACCUUUCAUGCGUAAUAAAUGGGCCACAGACUUCCAGGGGAAUGAUUCUGAUAAUGACUGUAACCGCAGGGAUCAGGUUGAACGUCCUCAGAUGACUUUCGGCAGGCUCCAGGGAAUCUUCCCAAAGAUCAUGCCCGAGAAGCCAGCAGAGGAAGGAAAUGAUUCGAAGGAAGUGCCAGGACCAUCUGGCCCACAGAACGAUGGGAAACAGCCGUGCCCACUGGGAAAACCAAGUACCUCUAAGAAGAUUAACAAGAGAUCUGGACCCAAAAGGGGGAAACAUGCCUGGACCCACAGACUGCGUGAGAGAAAGCAGCUGGUGAUUUAUGAAGAGAUCAGCGACCCUGAGGAAGAUGACGAGUAACUCUCCUCAGAGAUAUGACACAUGCCGAUGAUGGGAAGCAGAACUUGGUGACCUUUCAUGAACAUGGGCAUGGCUGCGGACCCCUCAUCAUCAGGUGUAUAGGAAGUGGAAGCAAGUGUUCACAACAGUGAAAAGUUGAGUGUUAUUUUUCUUAGUGUGCCAAGACUUCGAUGUUAGCGUUUCCGUUGUAUAUUCUUACAGUGUGCCAUUCUGUUAGAUAUUAGCGUUUUCAUUGAUAAGCAAGAUAUACUUAACGCAUAUUUCGGUUUGUGUAUCCACGCACAUACCUUAGAAAACAAGUAUAGUCAGGUAAUCUCCACAUAGAACAACACUGCUCUCCUCUCCCCCGAGAUGUGACUACUGAGGACAAGUCUGAGUGUUUAAUGUCAGAUUUUCUCCUCUGCAUUUACAAACCACACACACACACAGACACUAAGUACCACUAUAAGCAUCUCCCAUCUGCUUUUCCCCAUUGCCAUGCGUCCUGGUCAAGCCCCCCUCACUCUGUUUCCUGUUUAGCAUGCACUCCCCUCAUCUGAUUCCCUGUAUCAGUCACUAACAGUUAAUAAAACUUUGCAAAGUUC